GAAUAUCUUACCGCGAUAUGCACUGUAAGCGCUCUAUGCUCUCCGAGAACCACAGGAUCAUCCUCGAUCAAAGACGUGUAUAUUUUACUUCUUUUUCGUCGCGUCGGAAAGUCUCAACGCGUUCAUUUGGUGAAGUUGGUGUCACGAUGCGCCCUAGACUCUUCGAGGAAGGAGAACCAAUAGGCGUGCAUGAGAGAAGAAUGGGGUAGUGUUACAAAGUCGAGCAAGUGUACAACGUCACACAGAACAAUUUUCAUCCUCUCAUAGUCCCGAUAAAAGGUUUAACUUCCCAGUCAUUAUGAGCUCAUUCGACGUUGCAAGCGCAAGAGAGCGCUUCCCCGCGCUGAAGCAGCCUCAAGUCUUUUUUGACAACGCGGGAGGAAGUCAGACGCUCGGAAGCGUGAUUGAUUCAAUUGUUGCUUAUCUUUCAAAGACUAAUGUUCAACUUGGAGCAAGUUAUGCUGUGGGGCAGAAGUCCACUGCUUUGUAUGGAGAGGGCUAUGCCGCGGCUGCCAAGUACAUCAAUACUUCGGCAGAGAACAUAGUCCUGGGCUCUUCUACAACACAGCUCUUUCGAACCUUGUCCACUGCUCUAAGCUUUCCACCUGGAUCCGAGAUCGUCAUUUCCAAAGUCGACCAUGAAGCCAACAUCGCGCCAUGGGUGUCUUUGGCACAGAACACCAAUAUGACAAUAAAAUGGUGGACUCCCAAGACCAAAGAGAAUCCAAAACUCCUCGCAUCAGAUCUCAAGGAGCUGCUUUCAGAGAAGACAGCCUUGGUCACGUGUACCCAUGCAUCGAACAUCCUUGGCACGAUCCAUGAUAUCAAAGCCAUUGCUGAAGUAGUGCAUACGAUUCCUGGUGCGUUAUUGUGUGUAGAUGCCGUAGCUUAUGCUCCUCAUCGUAAGCUCGAUAUGCAGGAACUAGGAGCAGACUUUUACAGUUUCAGUUGGUACAAAGUUUAUGGUCCCCAUAUCUCCAUGCUUUAUGCAUCGAAGAAAGGUCUUGAGGCUGUGAAGUCUCUGGGUCAUUUCUUUAACCCUUCUGCAACCUUAGCAGACAAGCUUGGACUUGCUGGUUCCUGCUAUGAGCUUACAGCAUCUAUUCCCUCCGUUGUGGAAUAUUUUGGGCCCAAACAAACCGAGACCUGGCAAAGCAUCGUCAAGCAUGAAUUUGACCUUCAGAGUACUCUUCUUGAUUAUUUGAAUGCUAGAUCAGAUGUCGCCAUUUGCGGAGAGAAAGAACCAGAUUCCUCGAAGCGAGUCAGCACAGUUAGCUUCGUGGUCAAAGGUAGGAAGAGUCGGGAUGUUGUUGAAGCUGUGGAUAAGGCCACGAAUGGGGAGAUGGGAAUCAGGUGGGGUGGUUUCUACAGUAAUAGACUGAUUGAGGAGGUGCUUGGUUUGGAUCCCAAAGAUGGUGUUGUUAGAGUGUCCAUGGUUCAUUAUAAUACUGUGGAUGAAGUGAAACAGCUGCUUGCAGUAUUUGAUCAAGUUUUGGGGAAAGCAUAGAAAAUAAGUACACACGAGAGUCUCUCAACCAUCUCUUCAAACGGUUUAUUGUCGAGGUGAUAAUCUCCAGCGAUUCAAUGAACUAACU
Mollisia scopiformis is the source of this 1595-nucleotide messenger RNA. RefSeq names its product PLP-dependent transferase. The transcript is spliced from 5 exons. The record is from RefSeq and is a predicted model, not a curated record. Lineage: Eukaryota; Fungi; Ascomycota; Leotiomycetes; Helotiales; Mollisiaceae. Bases 299 to 1507 code for a protein of 402 amino acids.